AUGGCGACCUCCAUGGCGAUGCUGACAGUGAACCCCUGCGCGGCCGGAGCCGCCGCCGGGAGGCGCCUGCAGGGGUGCCGGAGGGGGAGCCUGCCGCCGGCGACAUUCCGCAGAGGGGCGGUGAAGGCGGAGGCGGGUAGCGGGAGGACGCGGUUCCACAAGGCAAUCGAGAAGGACGGGAUCGUGCUGAUGCCCGGGUGCUUCGACGCGCUGUCGGCGGCCAUUAUUCAGAAGACAGGCUUCAGCGCCGCCUUUAUCUCCGGCUACGCCCUCUCCGCCGCCAGCCUCGGCUUGCCCGAUAUCGGCCUUCUCACGUGCGUUCCGAUCCCGAAACCCCAUGAACACAAGCGAUCUCUUUUCUGAGGAAGAUUUCUAACUAUCUUCGUUUCACGCAAUGCCCAGGCCGCCGGAGAUGGCGGAGAGCGCUAGGUUCAUCUGCGCCGCCGCCCCCGGCAUCCCAAUCAUCGCCGACGCCGGUAUGAUCUCCUCCCCGUUCACCCAAACCCCGGCAUGAAGGACGCAGUUUUUGGAUAACGUUACUAAGCAUGGGUCAGAUCAAAAGCUUCCGGCCAAACGGCUACAUUAGGAUGGUCGUAACCUUCGAUGAAGGAACAUCGGCGUUCGAAUUAGCCUCGCAAAUCCAUCACUUUACCCUAUGCCUCCAUUAUAGAUAAUUAAUCCACCAUCCUACCUCAGCCAUUAUAAUCCACGAAAUUAAAUCUAGCUUAUUACAACGCCUUUCCGACCAUAUCUAUUUUGCAUGAAAUCAUGAACUGUACUUCUAAAUUAUCAGUGUUACAACGGGCUGGGUUGCAAAAAACUAAAUGAUAAUUCAACACUUCGCAAUGAUUUUUAAGAAAAAAAAAUACUGAUCUAAGGAGCUUUGGCGCCGAGUUUCAGACACCGGCGGCGGCAACGCUCUUAAUGUUCAGAGGACCGUCAAGGAUCUCAUCGCCGCCGGCGUCGCGGGAUGCUUCCUCGAGGUACCUGAGAACUCAAUACCUCGUCCUUCCUUCCUCUUAUUCUUUCUUUACGACGUUACUGAACCAUCAUCUCUCUCUCGCUAACAGGACCAGGCCUGGCCAAAGAAGUGUGGUAUGGUUUUAAAUGUCUUAUUUUGUUAUCUACUUUCUUAGUUUCAAGCCAAGAGACGCUCAUAUUCUCCUCCUGUUUUUCUGGCUCGUCUUUUCUUCCCACUAGGGCACAUGCGCGGCAAGUCGGUAAUCAUCUCUUCAUUCUCUCCACCCCUGCCUCCUCGCUGGUCCGCUAAGAACUUCCUGCGAAAUUUCCUUACAUAUUCAUGACGCGGUGAUGGUCGUGGCGUGAAGGUGAUCCCUGCCGAGGAGCACGCGGCCAAGAUCGCGGCGGCGAGGGACGCUAUCGGAGACGCGGACUUCUUCCUCAUUGCCCGGACGGACGCCCGCGGACCGAACGGGCUGGACGACGCCAUCGAUCGGGCUAACCUGUACCACGACGCGGGGGCGGACGCCUGCUUCGUGGAGGCGCCGAGGAACGAGGAGGAGCUGAGGGAGAUUGGGCGGCGCACCAAGGGCCUCAGGGUCAGCAACAUGAUCGAGGGGGGAAUCACGCCCCUCCGCACCCCGCAGGAACUCCAGGCCAUGGGCUUCCACAUCGUCGAGCACUGCCUGACCACCCUCUACGCCGCCACCCGGGGAAUGACCGAGGUGCUGAGGAUCCUCAAGGAGGCCGGCACCACCCGGGAAGCGCUUCACAAGUUGGCCACCUUCGAGGAGUUCAACCAGAUGAUCGACCUCGACUCCUGGAACGAGAUCGAGGCUCGCUUUUCCAAGUACAAAGUCUCCGAAAAGGUGUUAGCAUAG
Spirodela intermedia is the source of this 1841-nucleotide messenger RNA. The record is from the annotation of a GenBank genome assembly. NCBI's taxonomy places the organism in Eukaryota, Viridiplantae, Streptophyta, Magnoliopsida, Alismatales, Araceae.